GUCAUCAGACCUCUCGUCCGUACGCUAUCCCAUCUCCUCUUCUUGUCCUCUCUCUCGCUUCCACCCGCUAUGGAUACCCUCUUCAACAGCCCUACCUCCAUGGCCAAGCGCCCUUGUCCCUUCUCCUCCUCCUCCACCACCACUCCCUCCUCUUCAAUCCCUAGUAGGCAACCGAACAUGAACCACCAAGUGGACAAUCUCCUUCAAACAUUUCUAGGCCUCACGGACUCACCUUCCCUCUCUAUCGAUCUCUCCUUCGAACGUCUCCUCGAUUCCUUCCCUUCUGACGCCGACCAGUCCCUCUUAAUCGAUCGCGCACUCAAAUUGGGCUCGAUACUUCUGGAAGCUGGGAAACGCUCCGCCAGAAAACGGUCUUCCAGGCACAACUCGCUAACCUGGGCUCUACCUCCCGAUCUCACAAUCAAGGUAUUUUCGUUGCUUGAUAUGCAAAGUUUAUCCUAUGCUGCAGCAACUUGUUCAAUGUUCCAUAAAUGUGCCAUGGAUCCCUUGUGCUAUACCAAUAUUGACUUGACAACAGUAGUCCCAAAAGUCAAUAAUGCAGUUGUCUCCACAAUGAUCCAACGUGCUGGAAAAGCUCUUCAGUCCCUUAAGCUGGGUAUAGUCCCAGGUCCAACUGUGUCGCCUGGAUCUUGUCAGCCAUUAGUUUAUACCAUUAGGAAUUCUGUAGAUGUGUCUAACUUUUCAUGGAAUGACAAAAAGACCAGACAAGGGAAAGAAUCAUCUAUUCUCACUAGAUCCUGCCUAAACCCUCUGAGUGGGGAUGGUGGUGCUGCAGGGACUCUUUUGAGAAGUUUGCACCUUUACAAUAUUGAGAGAAUGGAUAACACCUCCCUUUGUGUGGCAUUGUCAGCCUGCCCUUCUCUCCUUGACCUUGAAAUUGUUGGCCUGCAUGUUGAGUUGAGGCAAACACUGGUGUCUGUGAGCACGAAUUGUCCCUUGGUAGAGCGUUUGUUUUUUGAGUCUUCAAAAACAGGAAGAGAUGAGAGUUUGAAAUCGACCACCUGUGUGGAUCUAGUGAAUAAUUGUCCAAACUUGAUCUCAUUGGCUCUUAGAGGCUUUAAGCUGCAUGAUUGUAAAGUUCGCAUACUUGUGAAGGGAUUCCGAAAACUGAAAUAUCUUGAUUUUUCAACAUCAUACUCGAUCACCGGAAAUUUUUUGAGGAACCUCGGAGGUAGCACAGGUGGAAAUCUUCUGGAGGUUCUAAUUUUACGAGAUUGCAUGCAUCUCAAAGAGGUUGAAGUUGCUCGUCUAUUGACGGAAGUUCUUGCAGGCGAUUUUAAGUCUCUUCGAUAUCUUGAUGUGUCUAACAGGGAAGGUUUAGCUUCUGAAGGUGACUGGUAUCAUAGAUGUUACAGUUCAAGUAUCAUACCUAUAAAGCAGGUAUUAGAAGCAAGAUCUGAUCUCUGUUUGCUAGCUGAAUUUCCACCGGAGGGAAGUUUUAUCGAUGUAGAACAAAUGCUUGACAGCGACCUAAAUAGUGAAAUCAGCCUGUCAUCACAACUGAGCAGUCCCACAUCAGAUGGUUCAUUGUUCAUGAUUACAUCAGAAAGCAGCUACAAUAGUGAUCAAAGUGGUGGCAAUGAGGAGAGUCAAGACAACCAUUUUGAGGAAAGUUCAGAUGAGGCCUAUUUUCUGGUUGUCUAGUUUAAAAUUUGAAGGCAGCAAGGUCUGGAAUUAAUGGCCAGCUAUGGAUUGGAUGAGGAUUUUGUUGAGAGCCAGCUGAAAGUGGACCAUGGUUGAUCAAUAGAUUUCUGGACAUUUUCUCGUGCAUGCCAUCUCAUCUCUCUCAGAGCUACAGUUGAUGCCUUUGGAUUUCCUGAAGGUAUGGAUAUUCGCAGGGUUGCUGACUGAGUUGAGGGCCUUAAACCUUGUGUGCUGAACGACUGUAAAAAGCCUCUGGGGAUUAUUCGCCCUUCCCACCCUCCCCCUCUAGUCUUGCCCCAUAUUCUCUCUCUCUCUCUCUCUCUCUCCCGCUCUCUUUUUUUUUUCAUACAUUCUUAUUCUUAGGGGUAAUUGAGGAUGCUUCUGGCUUCCUCCAGUGUAAUUUGGGUCUAGGAAAUUGGAUGAUAUGAGAUUUGUUAGUCAUCCAUUAUAAGUGAUAACAAUGGUGUAAAUUGGGGCAGAAUUACUCGGCAAGUAUGGAAAUAUUGGUAGGUCUCGCACUUCUCCUACAUGAGCCUUAGGCUUCUGAAUAUCACGUUGUCACCUUGGUAGAACUUGAAUCUGGAUACAGCAGCAGGCGACUAAAUUGGUAGACUUGAGUGAUGGUCUAUUGAAGCAUCAUCUUUCGGGUAACCUGUUGCUAGUCUCGUCUCUUGGUGGCCAUUAAAACAUAUGAUGAUGUUGGCCCAAGGUGGUGCUAGAGAACUAUUUUGUUUAGCAUCAGUCCCAACUCCCAAGCCUUGUUUGGACCACCGAUGUUUCCUGCUAUUUUAUUGAUGUUACAAUGCUGGUAAAUAACUGCAUACUCUGAUCAUAGGGAAAAAAAUGUGGAAACAAUGCAUGGUAGUAUCUUCCACGCUGAGAAAUUGAAGCUGACAUGAAUGUUUCUUGUAGUGGCCAACGUGUCUCCAUGGUGGUGUUGUUUUUGGAUCUUUAGCAUUGUUAAGGAAAUUGCUGUUUCUUGUUGCAUUUUCCGGUGGGAAAUAGUUUUCCAUUUAUUUUGAAGAAAAUGGUUAAAAAGGAAUACGAGAUUCAAUUACAAAUGCACAUUGUUUAAUAUAUUUGGAAAUGGGGACGUCGUGGGUACAUUUGAUCUC
This is a messenger RNA of Manihot esculenta (cassava), 2780 nucleotides long. Its product is annotated as F-box protein SKIP17. The record is from RefSeq and is a predicted model, not a curated record. NCBI's taxonomy places the organism in Eukaryota, Viridiplantae, Streptophyta, Magnoliopsida, Malpighiales, Euphorbiaceae. Gene Ontology annotation, molecular function: protein binding. The transcript is spliced from 13 exons. The coding region runs from base 70 to 1665 and encodes 531 amino acids.